GCUUAUUUUAACGUCUUAUAUUUAUCGUGACGCAGAUACGUCACUGGGUGUUUUUUAAAAAAUUCAAAAAAAUAUAUAUUUGAUAAAAAUAUUGUGUUAUUUAUUGUGAUAAAUAAAAUGAUUUUUAAAAUUACACUGGGGCUCGCAAAAUCGAAAUUUUUUUUUAUUUAGAAUUAAGAGAUAAGAUAACGAAUAUAUAACCGUCCUUCUAUCUGUAUUUUCAUACUUGUGUCUUACACAUACAUGUUUAAAUAUUAAUAUAUGUAUACAUAUAUUUGUAUGUGAUAGAUAUAUGUAUGGGGGGCACAUAAUUUAUUAAAACUCAAGGCUGUUAAGACUUUUUAUAUUUUUUUAAAUUAAUUUAUAAGUGUUGACUUGCUUUAGAUUUUUAUAACCACAAAUAUCUGUUAUAUAUUUGUAUUUAUAUAUAUAAUAUAUUUUUUUAUAUUGUUGUUAUAGAUAAUAGUCAUAAAAAAUGUUUGAAAAAAUAACCUUACAACCUUUAGCAACAUUGUUUAAACAAACAAUGAAACAUGCUCAUAAAAAACCUUCUUUGUUACCAAAUAAUUAUGGAUCUAAGAUAAUUAAAAAAAAAUACAGCACAUCGAUUAUUAAUGAUGAUGUUUUAUUUAAAGAGAUUGAUGAUAAGGGAGUCGUGAUAUUAAAUCGUCCAAAGCAAUUGAAUGCGUUGAAUUUAUCGAUGGUAAAUAAAAUAUAUCCAAAAUUAAAAAAGUGGGAGGAUAGGAAGAAUCUUGUUAUCAUCAAGGGCGCUGGAGACCGAGCAUUCUGUGCUGGAGGAGAUGUUAAAUAUUUGACAGUCGCAUUGAAUGAACCCAAUGGUCACAAAGCUGGCCAUGAUUUUUUUCGAGCUGAGUAUGCAUUGGACCAUUUAAUUGGUACAUAUGAGAAGCCAUUUGUCGCCAUAAUAAACGGUAUAACGAUGGGCGGUGGUGUUGGACUAUCAGUUCAUGGUAAAUAUCGAGUCGCCACUGAAUCAACUUUAUUUGCGAUGCCAGAAACCGCGAUUGGACUAUUCCCCGAUGUCGGCGGUACUUAUUUCCUACCUCGAUUAAAAGGCAAACUUGGUUUAUACCUCGGACUCACUGGACAACGUCUCAAAGGCGAAGAUGUAAAACAUGCUGGAAUAGCAACUCACUACGUGCCAUCAUCAAAACUCGAAGACCUGACACAGGUAUUACUCGAGUCAGAUGACCAAGAUGUCGACGAAAUACUCGAAAGUUUUGAGUCGACAGUAGAAACCGAAUUUAGUCUUGACAAAUUUUUGCCACGGAUAGAUAAAUGUUUUUCUGCGGAUACGAUUGAAGGAAUUAUUGACAAUUUAAAAGAAGACAAUACGGAGUGGUCAAAAAUAGUACUUGAAAAUUUACAAAAAAUGUCACCGUCGUCAUUAAAAAUCACGAAGGAAGCGCUGGACCGCGGAAAGAAUUUAACUUUCGACGAGUGCCUAAAAAUGGAGUAUCGACUUGCCUGGCGAGCAUGUGAUCGUUCAAGCGAUUUUUAUGAAGGCGUACGUGCGCUAUUAGUCGACAAAGAUCUCAAUCCCAAGUGGAACCCGCCGACUCUUCAGGAAGUUACUGAUAAAUACGUUAAGAGUAAAUUUGAACCUUUAGCUCCUGAACAUGAGUUACAACUCCGUUAAAUAUUUUAAUCAUUAUAGUUAUUAAUAUUUUUAAUUUAAUGUAAUUAUAUAUGAAUGUACUGAACUUUUUUUUUUUUAUUAGAAAUAAA
This is a messenger RNA of Microplitis mediator, 1749 nucleotides long. It is a transcript of the gene Hibch, whose product is annotated as 3-hydroxyisobutyryl-CoA hydrolase, mitochondrial. The record is from RefSeq and is a predicted model, not a curated record. Gene Ontology annotation, biological process: L-valine catabolic process. The transcript has 6 exons. Lineage: Eukaryota; Metazoa; Arthropoda; Insecta; Hymenoptera; Braconidae. Gene Ontology annotation, cellular component: mitochondrion. Bases 476 to 1660 code for a protein of 394 amino acids. Gene Ontology annotation, molecular function: 3-hydroxyisobutyryl-CoA hydrolase activity.